AUGGUGCACGUUAUUCCAGAAGAAUUGCAAGUAGAUGGCCAUCCAACCACAGUUACCUUCAGCCAUCAAUCAAGGAUUAAGGAGGAGAUCACUCCUUCUCAAGUCAUACAUCUUUUAGAAGCAGACUUUGCACCAUCAGAGAAAAGACAAAGGCCAUAUUCGAGGAAUAACUUGAGAUUUCUAGAGAUAAUGGAGCGUCAAGUUCAUGUGUCUGAAAGUGGUCAUUAUGAGAUGCCCAUGCCAUUUCGUGAUGAAAACCCUACUCUUCCAAAUAAUAGGGUCCUUGCCGAGAAAAGACUCAAUCAUCUCAAGACAAAGUUUAAGAAGGAUCCUGCGUAUCAUGAACAAUACACAAAACAAAUGAAUACCCUCUUCAAUAGCAACUUUGCAGAGGUCGCAUCAGAAUCAGGAGAAGAGGGUAAAGUAUGGUACAUUCCCAAUCAUGGAGUGAAACAGCCCAACAAGUUGAGAGUUGUUUUUUACUGCAGCUCGCAGUUUAGAGGAACUUCAUUGAAUGCUCACUUGUUAACAGGACCGGACAUGACUAAUACCCUCACCGGUGUUCUUUGUCGAUUCAGGAAAGAAGUCACAGCCUUCAUGUGUGACGUGAAGGAAAUGUUCCACCAAUUCCAGGUAAAAAAAGAGCAUAGAAACUAUCUCCGGUUUCUAUGGUGGUUAAAUGGAGAUGUUAGUCGCCGACUUAGUGACUGCCAGAUGAACGUUCAUCUGUUCGGAGCCGCUUCAUCGCCUGGCUGUUCGAACUUUGCAUUGAAGCAGAUUGCAAAAGACUAUGCAGAUGGGUUUGGACAUGAUGCAUCAGAUUUCAUACAGAACGACUUCUACAUAGACGAUGGGUUGAAAUCUGUAUCAACUGAAGAUGAAGCCAUUGAUCUCAUCAUGAGGACGAGAAAUAUAUGUGAACGUGGACGUCUUCACCUGCAUAAGAUCGUAUCCAACUCCAGAAAGGUAAUGCAAUCUGUUCCAGUUGAUGACAGAGGAAAGGACCUCAAGGAUUUGUAUCUUUCGCAAGACACCUUGCCUGUGGAAAAGGCUCGCGGAGUCCAAUGGUGCAUUGAAUCAGAUAAAUCUCAAUUCAGGAUCAACUUUCAGGAUAAACCACUGACUCGAAGAGGAAUCCUGUCUACAGUCAUGUCAGUGUAUGAUCCUCUAGGACUAUCAGCACCCAUAAUACUUCCUGCAAAGCUGAUUCUCCAAGAUUUAUGUCGAACUUCUGCUGAAUGGGGCGACCCCUUAUCAGAUGCACUCAAAGCUAAGUGGGAAUACUGGAAGACCGACAUUCUCCAACUUCAGUACAUCUCCAUCGAUAGAUGCUACAAACCAAAAGACUUUGGAGAAAUCAGAGAUGUGCAACUUCAUCACUUCAGUGAUGCCAGUAACGCUGGUUAUGGGUAG
Lytechinus pictus (painted urchin) is the source of this 1413-nucleotide messenger RNA. RefSeq lists its product as uncharacterized. Lineage: Eukaryota; Metazoa; Echinodermata; Echinoidea; Temnopleuroida; Toxopneustidae. The coding region runs from base 1 to 1413 and encodes 470 amino acids. The transcript has a single exon. The record is from RefSeq and is a predicted model, not a curated record.